AUGGCCUCGAUGCUCUCGACCCGGGCGCUCCGGAGCACAGUCGCCUGCUCCGCGUGCCGCUCACUCGCCGUCCCCAGCGCAGCGACGGCGACGGCGACUCGCUCCGCAAUGCUGCUCCCCCGACGAGGCCUGUCCACAUCCCCCGACCAGCCGCCGACUGACUACGCCGACAAGCCGCGAUGGUCGUACACGCCGCCGCGCGCAAAGGCGCCCUUCAGCCUGCGCUUCAACUCCAAGAGACGCGAGUACCCCGUGAACGCGGACCCCAAGGUCCUCGACCAGUUCUACGUCCGAAUGCUCGGCGCCGACGGCGACAAGGUGCUGUCCGACGAGAUCAAGUGGCUGGCCGUCACGCACAAGAGCUUCGACCAGGGCCGGAGAGGGUUUAACGAUCGCCUGGCGUUUUUAGGAAAACGCAUCGUCCAGCUCCAGGCGUCGCUGGCGCUGGUGCAGAGCCCCGGAGGCAGCGCCGCCAGCUCCGUCGAUGCCUUUGGUCGGCGGCCCUUUGAACACCCGGCGCUGGAUGGGCUGCCGAAUUUGUCGCCGAGCACGAAGGAGCUGCUGCUGAGUAAGGCGAAGCUUGCGGAGCUGGCGCAGAAGUAUGAGCUGCAGAAGGUGCUGCGGUGGAGUCCUCGGAAGCCCCAGAACCUCGCCAGCUCGGGCUUCGAACUCGUUCUCGCGCAUACUAUGUACGCUGUCGUUGGGGCUGUUUCGCUGGAGAAGGGCGGACAUGUUGCGAAUGAGGUGGCCCGGGAGCGGAUAUUGGCUCCGUUGGGGUUUAAGAUGACGGCCUGA
Molecule: messenger RNA, 795 nt
Organism: Aspergillus terreus NIH2624
Lineage: Eukaryota; Fungi; Ascomycota; Eurotiomycetes; Eurotiales; Aspergillaceae
Product: mitochondrial 54S ribosomal protein mL57
Exons: 3
Coding region: 1-795 (264 amino acids)
Biological process (GO): RNA processing; mitochondrial translation
Cellular component (GO): mitochondrial large ribosomal subunit
Molecular function (GO): ribonuclease III activity; structural constituent of ribosome
Source: RefSeq, a predicted model, not a curated record